AUGGAACUGCAAUCCUCGCAGGGCGAGGACGCGGAUGUUGCAGAUGACGACUUUGACCCAUGGGGUGAUGGCAAAAUUGACGUGUCAGACACAACCCCUUUCAUCCCACCUCCUUUGUCAUUACCCGACUUCCUGCUACAUGGUGCUCUUUGGGGCGCUCUUCAGCUUGCCAGAGAUUGCCACUUCGAAGUUCUGCAACUGCUUGUGGACAAACACUCCAAUGACCUUUUCCCGUACCGUUUUGCCAUUCUCGAUGCCAUUCCAUUACAUGCACACCCGAUGAGGUAUCUAUCACUCUUUCCUUCAGUAAACGUUGUAAAUGGAGAGGAGCAACGGCAAAGCCGACGUUCACCACGAGAACAAGACUGGGUAGAAUCCGAGGAUGGGAAAAGCUUAUAUUUUUUGGCACUGCCACAAGACCUUUCAGAUUAUAUCCACCUGCCUACCUUUGGGUUGCACUCACAGCCCAGCUCGCUAACGCAUAACCAGCUUCAGAACUGGUAUAAAGCACGCAUUGCGCAAAUUGAAGCCGAGGCAGGCUUAACGGAUAUUGCACUGGAACUCGCACAAGUCGCCGCAUCGCUUGGAGUGUCUGGACUAGAACAUCUCGGGGAAGAACUCAGCCUCCUAUCGCGGCUGAUCUACGACGCUCCUAGAGCCCAGGAACAGAAUCUUGUGGAUGCAGCGCAAUGGUCAUUAAGUCGGUGGCAGUCAUCAGACACACAGACAAUAAUCCAGGGCUACUUGAAAUCUUCUACCACGGAAACAAUUUCAGACGAUAUACGGCGUCUGGUCAUACCAUAUCUAUACGUUCUUGAAUCUCGUCUGGAACGCGCAGGCCGUCCAGACGCUAACCUUCAUACGCACUUGCUGUACGACUACAUAUUAUCCGCUCCUCUCGAAUUCUGUUUAUCCAUUUUUGAUGCGUCAAAACCUGUCAAUCCAUCAUCAACGCGAAUCAUACGAAAUGACGAAGAUCUAGCCCGGCUGGCGCUAGCUCGACUGUAUAGCAGCGAUGAACUCGAUCAGUGGUCAAUCAUGUCAAACAUAUUUGAAUGCCUUCCGGAAUGGCCCACUGCUGCAGAACACCAACAUGAUGGCGAUGCGGAGGCAGAGACUACGCUCGCAUCCCUCACAGAGUUCGUACAACCAUCCACAACACGAUCAAAUGUUGCUCCUCCCCAGGAUUUGUUCGCGUUCUUUAAACCUCUACUUUCUACCGCCUUGUCCCAUGCCCUUGACAUACUUGAUGUUCAUCUGGAGUGUGGCGAAAUUUUGGCACGUUGGGGUGUCGCUGCCCCUCUGUUCUGGUUUCUUCAGAGCGCACGAGAUGAAAGACAGCAGCGAGCAUGGGCGACACGGAUGGCCAGAAGGCCAUCUUUUGGGACUUAUGGAGACGGAAAUGGAAAAGGAUUGGAAGACGAAAAGGGUUAUGCGAGGCUGCUCCAUGACAUGGUUAAACUGGUAGGAUCUACCACUUCUCUGGCAAGGGGCGCUUUCCGUCUCCUUGGACGCUUGGAAGUAACCAAAAUUUUCUUCGCUGGCGUCCUGGGUACCGGAAGGUUUGACAUUGCAAAGAAACUCUUGAGCAACUCACAGGUGAAGAAGUUGGGCCCACAGACCAUUGAGGAGCUCUGUUUAGCUGCUUCACGGGAGUUUUACGACAAUGCGGAGAGUGGAAAUCUACACUCGGGUGAUAUGAAACUGGCGUACGACUGCUUGUCCGUACCCCCUCUUACGGAUGCCAUUCAGGCAGAACGCAGCUUCAUCGAAGCCACAAGCAAAAUAUAUUCAUUCCGCGUGACGUCUCGUCCUGGGAUACUCAUCACCCCUAUUGAAAUUCGACUCAUCAAGGACCGACUUACUCUCGUUGCCCGCGUUUUGUCUGAAAACGAAGGGGCGUACAAGUAUCCUGAUGUCAUUCUCGAUCUCGUCUAUAAGCUUGGUUACCCGAAGAAUGAUGCCGUGAGCGAGGUCAAGGUUUAUGCAAUGCUCUCUGACUCCGCACUACAGGCGGAGGAUUUUGAAAACGCUGCUGCCACAACGGAGAGGAUGGUUGCGCUCCUAAAUCAAAGACAACGUUUGUCUCCAUCCUCGUUUGCAAACAGUUCCUCCACCAAUGAAUCCCCCGUGGACGAAGCUAGGGAAGUCUGCUGGCAUUCAUGUUAUCAGCUUGGUCGUCAGUCCGAAUACAAAGAUGCGCAGAGAAAGAUGCGACUCCUCGGACACGCUCUCCAGCUGUGCCCGUCUGAGAACACAUUGGACAUUCUAACUGUAUGGCGCAGGUUAGAAGAUGAUACAAUGGGAAAAUUCCAAGAGGAUCGAGAGAAGGAUGGUAGAGGUUCUCGAGGUGUGAAUGGCCUAGAUCGGGGUAGUCGUUCCGGCGCCUUGGCUACUGGUUCCCUGCGUGCCCAAUUGUCAGAAUACGCGGCGUCUGCAGCACGGCCCCGAUUGCUUGAUCAAGGGGCUGAUGCUGCUGCUAUUGCUGCAAAGACGUUUAAUCGUGUAGCUGCUAAUUUCCCACUGUCACUGCGCGGUAUGAGGAACAGGAAUUCCGAGGACGAUGGUACGCCAAGGUCAGGAAGUCCAGAUGUAGGGAGCCAAGCGAGACAGGCAAUCUCACGGGGAUGGGUUGGUUGA
Molecule: messenger RNA, 2640 nt
Organism: Cantharellus anzutake
Lineage: Eukaryota; Fungi; Basidiomycota; Agaricomycetes; Cantharellales; Hydnaceae
Exons: 3
Coding region: 1-2640 (879 amino acids)
Biological process (GO): retrograde vesicle-mediated transport, Golgi to endoplasmic reticulum
Cellular component (GO): Dsl1/NZR complex; endoplasmic reticulum membrane
Molecular function (GO): SNARE binding
Source: RefSeq, a predicted model, not a curated record